Messenger RNA from Bipolaris maydis ATCC 48331, 630 nucleotides. The record is from RefSeq and is a predicted model, not a curated record. Lineage: Eukaryota; Fungi; Ascomycota; Dothideomycetes; Pleosporales; Pleosporaceae.
CUGCCACAAUCCCAACUCCUCACCUUCACCCUCGCAUUCCCCACCCCCCAAGAUGCCCUCCUCGCCCUCAAAAACACAAAGACACCACCAAACUACUCCCUCGGCACCCACCUCCAAGCCCCAAACACCCUUCAACUAACCUCCGAACACCCUGACAUCCACUCCGCCACCUCCUCGCUCACAAACACCCCCUACCUACCCAACAUGCUCUCCACUCUCAGCCAACCCCCAAAAACAACCCACAUCGCCUUCUCCCACGGCGUCCCGAUAUUCAGCUCCCAAGGCGCAAUGGCCUCGCCCCUGCUCGAAUUCGUCAAAGUUUCCUUUCCAGCUGCGCGCGCCACGCCCGACUUCCGCACGGGCAUCGAGCGCGAAUUCCGGGUUUUCGACGAGAAAUGCUUAGCGGUUGCGAGGGGGAACGGGGGUGUGGCGUUUGGGUGGGGGGUUGAAGAGGAAGAGCACGAGGGUGGUGAGGGGGGCAAGGUGGUGGGGUUUUUUGUGGUGAGGGGGUGGGAGGGGAUGGGGUGUUUUGAGGAACUGGUUACUAUGAAUGAGUUUAAGGGGGCAAUCGAGGGGUUGAAGGGGUGGGGGGCGCCGACGGAGAUGUGGUUUGUGCAGAGGGAGGGGUAG